Neltuma alba is the source of this 2806-nucleotide messenger RNA. RefSeq names its product probable disease resistance protein At1g61300. Bases 62 to 2806 code for a protein of 914 amino acids. Gene Ontology annotation, molecular function: ADP binding. The transcript has 2 exons. Lineage: Eukaryota; Viridiplantae; Streptophyta; Magnoliopsida; Fabales; Fabaceae. The record is from RefSeq and is a predicted model, not a curated record.
UUCUGUCUUCUCCUUCUCGGUUUCUAUCUUCACUACUUCUUUGGUGCACCCUAACCAAACCAUGUCCGACUUUAUCACUCCAGUAAUUGACAUCCUAACUCGCGUGUGUGGUUCUUGCGCCAAAUGGGCAGAUUCAAUACGCAAUCUUGGAGAAGACCUCAUCUCUUUGAGAAAUGCUUCAAAUCAACUCAAUGACACGUAUCUUGAUGUCAAGAUGAAGGUGGAAACCGCAGAGCAGGACCCAGAUCCAAGGCUGAAGGUUUCGAAUCGGGUAAGGGGUUGGAUGGGCAGAGUAGAAGUGCUACAAAAUGAAGUCCAAGCCAUUUUGCAGCAAGGUGAAGGAGAAAUACAAGCCAAGUGUUUCGGAGGUCGUUGUCCCAAGAAUUAUCGGGCUAGCUACAAGCUACACAAAAUGGUUGCCCAGAAGUUGAGUGACGUUAAUGAUCUUACAAGCAAAGGCAACUUUGAUGUUAUAGCAGAACAGCUUGCCCGUGAUGGGUUCGAUGAACUUCCUGUGGAUGAGGCUGUGGGAGUAGAAUCAACAUUUGAGGAGCUAUGUUCAUGCUUUGGGAACAAUCGGGUGGGCAUCAUUGGUUUGUAUGGAAUGGGAGGGGUAGGCAAAACAACCCUAUUGAAAAAAUUCAACAACGAUUUCCUCUCAAAGAAAGCAAAAAAUAUAGUCAUCUGGGUUGUGGUGUCUAAAGAUACGGAUGAAGGAAAAAUUCAAGAAGCCAUUAGGAAAAAAUUGCAUGUCAAAGAUGACGAAUGGAAUAAUAAGACGGUGGAUGACAGAGUUCUUUUGUUAUACAACAUCUUAAAAAAUGAGAAAUUUGUGUUGUUAUUAGAUGAUGUGUGGGAAAGGAUUGACUUGUUGAAAUUGGGGGUUCCUUCUCCAAAAGAUCAUGAAUGCAAGAUAAUAUUCACAACUCGGUUGAAAGAGGUAUGUGGUCUAAUGGAUGCACAAGGACUCAUAAAAGUAAAUUGCCUCGCACCAGAUGAAGCAUUUGAGUUGUUCAAGGAUAAAGUGGGUGGGACAAUUCUUGAAAGUCCUCAUAUAUUGCCUCUUGCAAAACAAGUGGUGGAAGAGUGUCAAGGCUUACCACUUGCUCUUUGUACUGUUGGACGUGCCAUGGCUAACAAGGAGAAUCCCAAUGAAUGGAGGCGUAGUAUAGAAAUUUUGAGGCAUUAUCCCUCAAAGAUCAAAGGUAUUAUUGAAGAUGUCUAUCGCUUGCUUGAAUUUAGUUAUGAUAGAUUGCCGAAUGAUACCUACAAAUCAUGCUUUUUGUAUUGUGCCCUGUUCCCUGAGGACUAUGACAUUAAAAAACAAAAGCUUAUUUUGCUUUGGAUUGCUGAAGGCUUUUUGGCUGAAUUUGAUUAUGAUAUACAUGAAGCACGUAAGCAAGGAGAAGAUAUAAUUUCAAGUCUAAAGUACGCAUGCUUAUUGGAAAAUAGUGAGAAAGAAAAUACAAUUAAGAUGCAUGAUGUGAUCAGAGAUAUGGCUCUUUGGCUAGCUUGUGAUCAUGGGAAAAAGGCAAGAUUCAUUACAAGAGAUUGUUCCAAGACUAGUGACCUUGAAGUAUACAAUCAUGCAAAGUGGAAAGAGGUGGAAAAGCUAUCAAUGUGGGGCGGGGAUGAAGUGAGUACAAGCUUCUUGCAAAUACCUCGUUGUCCUAAUCUCAUCACUCUGUUUGUUAGGGAUAAAGGAUUACGAGUCUUUCCAACUGAGGUAUUUGUCCAUCCAAGCACUGUCAGAGUUCUAAACUUGUCAUCAAGUUACAAAAUAGGAGAUCUACCAUCAGAAAUUGGGGACUUUGUAAACCUCGAACACAUGAACGUAUCAUUUACUGGUAUAAGAAAAUUGCCAGAGGAGUUGAAGAAUUUGAAGAAGCUGAGGUUCUUGUUGCUGGACGGACUAAAAGAGCUUGAAUUCCCAGAAAAAGUUAUAUCCGGUUUGUUAUCCCUUCAAGCUUUUAGCAUGAGAAGGUCACAAGUUCGAGGGAUUGAUGAAAAUGUGUUGUUGGAUGAGCUAGAAGGCUUAGAUCAUCUUCAAGAUAUGCGCAUAUCUGUCUUUAGCAUAUCCUCUAUUGGAAAAAUACUGAUCUCCUCAAAAUUGCAAAGGUGCAUUUGUAGGUUAAUCACUGAAGGAGAAAGCUCACCACUCCAUGACUUCUUCUCAUCACUUGGAAAGAUGGAGCAUCUCGAAACAUUAGAAGUUAGGAAUUCCAAAGCUGUGGAUAUUCCGAGAAGCUCAUUUCAAGGACACGAACAUAGAAUCAACCUCCGCAAGUUGGUUCUCAAUGGGUGUGGCAAUAUAGUUGACUUGAAUUGGCUUAUACAUGCUCCAAACCUUGAAGUCCUUCAAAUAAGCUAUUGUGAUUCAUUGGUUGAAGUUGUGAGUGCAGAUUUUGGGACUGCUGACAUUGAGAGACUGAAAAGCAAUCUAUUUUCUAGUCUCACUUAUCUUCAUUUGGAAUCUUUGAGUAACUUAAGGAGCAUUUGUAGAAUGGCAUUAAAGUUUCCUUGUUUGAAGGUGAUUAAAGUAGAAAAGUGUCCUAAUUUGAAGAAGCUCCCAUUUAAUUCUCAAAGUGCAUUGAAAAGCCUACAACGCUUUAUAGGAUAUCCUGAUCAGUUGUUGGAUCAAUUGGCAUGGGAAGACGAAGCAGCCAAGCAUCUUCUUUCAUCAAAAUUUGAAAGUUCUUUUUUCCCAGUUCUUUCCAGCUUGGACGACGAACCAAUGAGGAAGGCUCUGAAGGUUUAUAAGCUAUUAUGGAGAGUGGCAUCGCCUCCACCAUUCAUUGUGCUUUGA